This is a messenger RNA of Labrus bergylta (ballan wrasse), 1453 nucleotides long. It is a transcript of the gene timm17a, whose product is annotated as translocase of inner mitochondrial membrane 17 homolog A (yeast). Gene Ontology annotation, biological process: protein import into mitochondrial matrix. Gene Ontology annotation, cellular component: mitochondrial inner membrane; TIM23 mitochondrial import inner membrane translocase complex. Gene Ontology annotation, molecular function: transmembrane protein transporter activity. The record is from RefSeq and is a predicted model, not a curated record. Lineage: Eukaryota; Metazoa; Chordata; Actinopteri; Labriformes; Labridae.
UAAGAUGGCAUGGUGUGUCGUCAGCGUUACGUCACAGAAAAAAAAAAGGUUACGUCAGAGGGAACAGCAAAAGAACAAAAUGGAGGAAUAUGCCAGAGAGCCAUGCCCCUGGAGGAUCGUGGACGAUUGUGGGGGCGCCUUCACCAUGGGUGCAAUAGGUGGAGGAAUAUUCCAGGCGGUUAAAGGAUUCAGGAACUCUCCCUCUGGAAUGAGCCACAGAAUGAAAGGUAGCCUGACCGCAAUCAAGACUAGAGCCCCACAGCUUGGAGGAAGCUUUGCAGUAUGGGGAGGUCUCUUCUCCAUGAUCGACUGUAGUUUAGUAAAAGUACGAGGGAAGGAGGAUCCCUGGAACUCCAUUACUAGUGGGGCAAUGACAGGAGCUAUCCUGGCUGCAAGAAACGGACCAGUAGCCAUGGUGGGCUCUGCAGCUAUGGGCGGUAUCCUGCUGGCUUUGAUAGAGGGCGCCGGCAUCUUGCUCACUAGAUUCGCCUCUUCACAGUUCCCAACUGGGCCCCAGUUUGCAGAGGAACCGACCCCGGCUCCAAUGCCCUCCGCUCCAUUUGGAGACUACAGACAAUAUCAGUGAGAGAGGAUUCGCUACUUCUUGAUCACUAGGCCUUUUUUUGAAUUCCUUGCUGAGGUUGUAAAGAAGAAAUGCAGAUGUUCAACACCACACGUCAAAAACAAAAGAAACCAAACUUCAUGGACUGAGUCAGAGGGGCGAAGGACAAAUCUCAUCUUGAUUUUUUCUUUUUUCAGGAGCCAUGUACAGAUCUGCCUUUUUUGCCAUUCUCAGCCUUGUCAUGUGCAUCUGUUCCAACAAACACUGGUUAAAUACAGAAAUGUAAUGAGAUUUGUCAAUGAGAGUCUGUGAGGACAAGGUGUGUUUAUAUAUAUAUAUAUAUAAUAUAUAUAUAUAAUAUAUAUAUUUCUGCUACUGCGUGUAGCCCAAACAAGAGGGAGUUUAAGUCUGACGGCGUCUGGAUAGUGUUGAAUUUAGCAAACCAUGUCACACAUUGAACGUCAUGAAUGAUAUAUUAUUAUAGCAUAUGUGUAAAUACAGUAAAGGCUUUCUUCUUGUAUCCACUUAGUCUUUAUUUGCUUUGAAUAAGUCAUGCUUGGGCUCGCCGUCGACAGAUUGCUGGCCUGUUUCUUUUAUUGAUUUUAUUCGGGGUUAUGAAGGCAAACACUCAUCAGAAACAACGCUAUUCCUAGGAUAUAAGUCUGUUUUAAAGUGAUUUAUUUAUUUUGGGUUGUAAAGAGUGUUUCUAUUUUGUCUGACAGUGCUUUUACAUUCGACACAAAGGAGUGAUUAUAACUGUGACAGAGGAUGGCAUAGGCAGGACAAAUGAUGGAGAAACUCAAGCAAGGGAUUGAUGCAUACUGUAUUCAAUCUGUAUGACAGAUUGUAGUAUGAUUUAAAAAAAAAUUAAAGACGUAAGUUGUAAAAAAA